Messenger RNA from Syngnathus acus (greater pipefish), 5694 nucleotides. It is a transcript of the gene glceb, whose product is annotated as glucuronic acid epimerase b. Gene Ontology annotation, biological process: heparan sulfate proteoglycan biosynthetic process. Gene Ontology annotation, cellular component: Golgi apparatus. Gene Ontology annotation, molecular function: heparosan-N-sulfate-glucuronate 5-epimerase activity. The record is from RefSeq and is a predicted model, not a curated record. The coding region runs from base 201 to 1961 and encodes 586 amino acids. The transcript is spliced from 5 exons. Lineage: Eukaryota; Metazoa; Chordata; Actinopteri; Syngnathiformes; Syngnathidae.
ACGCUUUAGUGUGUGCUGGUCAGUCGCCGUUAUGGUUAGGAGGUGGUGCGUUAUGUCUGCCCUCCCUGGUUGAUUCUACCAAAUGUGAAGUCGGAAUAUUUAAUCUAAACUACAGGCGAAAACAACUUCUGUCGGCGUGGCCAAAUAAAAUUCACCUCCGCAACAUUGAUCAUCAUUGAUGCUGCAGGGAAGUUGCGACCAUGCGUUGCCUGGCAGCUCGAGUCAACUAUAAGACCCUUAUUGUUAUCUGCGCUCUUUUCACACUCAUCUCUGUGUUGCUGUGGAAUCGCUGCACUAGUAACACCUCCCUACGUUUUUUGCCUCGACCCGCAUUUGUGGGACCAAGUCCCAAGGAAAGCAGCCAACAACACCCUCCACAACCUCCAGAACCUCCACCUGUUGUCGGUGGCAUCAAGUAUGAGGAAAUUGACUGCCAGAUCAAUGAUGAAUCCACAAUCAAAUGCCGCCGUGAGGGUGGCGAUGUCUAUAUGCCCUUCGGUUGGAUGGAAAAAUACUUUGAGGUGUCUGGCAGAGUGGUCCAGUAUGAUGGCUAUGAGCGCUUUGAGUUUCAACAAAGUUACUCAAAGGUUUAUGCCCAACGGGAGCCAUAUCACCCAAAUGGAGUCUUUAUGUCUUUUGAGGGCUACAAUGUGGAGGUCCGUGACCGAGUGAAAUGCAUCAGUGGAGUGGAAGGUGUGCCUCUGUCUACUCAGUGGGGUCCUCAGGGCUACUUCUAUCCCAUCCAGGUUGCCCAGUAUGGCUUGAGUCAUUACAGCAAAAACCUAACAGAGCGUCCACCCCACCUGGUGGUGUAUGAUACAGCCGAAGAGAGAGAUAGCCGAGCCAGCGUGGCAACAUGGAGUGUGCCCAAGGGCUGCAGUUUCAGCCGUGUCCAGGACAAGAGUCGAGCCACCUCAGUUCGCCAGUUCAGUACCCCAGAGUCAGAGGCAGUAUCACUCCUUAUAGAUAACACCAAAGACUUCAUCCUCAGCUUGGACAUCAAGUUCACCUCCAACGGCAGCUUGUCUGUGAUCCUCGAGACUACAGAGAAAGGCUCGCCCUUCACCAUCCACUAUGUUACCAAUACGCAACUCAUCGCCUUCAAAGAUCGUGAAAUCACCUACGGCAUAGGGCCCCGAACCACAUGGAGCACCCUUAUGCGUGACCUCCUUACAGAUUUUAGGAAAGGCGUUGGCUUGUCUAACACCAAGGCUGUCAAAGCCACUAAGAUCAUGCCCAAGCGAGUUGUUCGAUUACUUUUGCAAGGACGGGGAUUCGUUGACAACGUCACGGUCUCCACGACUGCCCACAUGGCCGCCUUCUUUGCCGCCAGCGACUGGCUAAAGCGGAACCAGGACGAACGUGGCGGCUGGCCCAUCAUGAUCACACGUAAGUUGGGUGACGGCUUCCGGCCUCUUGACCCUGGCUGGUACUCGGCAAUGGCCCAAGGCCAGGCCAUGUCCACCCUUGUGAGGGCCUACCUCGUCACCAAGGACCGCACUUACCUCAACGCUGCGCUGAAGGCAGUCGGACUUUAUAAGGUGCCGUCGGCGCAGCACGGGGUCAAGGCUGUAUUCAUGAACAAAUAUGACUGGUACGAAGAGUAUCCCACCUCACCGGGUAACUUUGUCCUCAACGGCUUCAUCUACUCCCUGCUGGGACUCUACGAUUUGAGCGAGACAGCCGGUGAAACGCUGGGCAAGGAGGCCAGGCAGCUGUUCAGUCGCGGCAUGGAGUCGCUGAAGGUCAUGCUGCCGCUCUAUGACACCGGGUCGGGGAGCAUCUAUGACCUGCGUCACUUCAUUUUGGGCACUGCACCCAACUUGGCUCGCUGGGACUACCAUACCACGCACAUUAACCAGCUCCAGCUGCUGGCAUCAAUAGAUAAUUCUCCGCUCUUCAAGGAUGUGGCGAAGCGCUGGAAAGGCUACUUGAAAGGCAAUCGCGCGAAGCACAACUAGAUAGAUUCGAACAUCUAACGUGUGAAUCGAGGCUUGAGUGAAUGUGAAUGUGAGUAAGCUUGUGAUGUGCGUCACUCUGUAGGCGUUGAAGUGUCGAGUGUUUUUUUUUUCUUCUUUAAAUCCCAAGGAUGUAUAAGUAGCUGCAGCUUUCAACAUUAAGAUGAGUGCGCUCUGUUACGGGUGUUGUGUUCUCUGCUGCACCGUUUGUAGCACGCCUUUUUGGGAGGAGCUCGGGUUAUGCACAGUCUUAACUUAACAUGCAUUUUUUUGUCUUCAGAAACUGAUUUGAAAUAACUUGGAAUGCAUUUUUUUGUCUUCAGAAACUGAUUUGAAAUAACUUGAAAUGGUGGGUCCAUUUGUGCCAUUUUUCAAAUUUCAUUCUAGAUCAGUGGUAUUUUUCAAAUUUCAUUCUAGAUCAGUGGUUCUUAACCUGGGUUCGAUCGAACUCUAGGGGUGAGUCGGUCUCAGGGGUUCUGCACUACGGAGGUCCGAACACCUGGUUUAUCGUGUAAAUUCGUGAUGACGCAUAUGGUCUCGCUAAGGCAACAACGGAAGUCACACUGAUGUACAGGUAUGGAAUUUGUUGUGAGUUCAUGCAUUGCGUUGGUUUUAUUCUUUGAACAAGGUGAUGUUCAUGCACGGCUCAUUUUUUGCACCAGUAAAAAAAAUCUGUCUUGAAUUAGAGUUAUAUAUAUUUUUUUCACUGGUGGGGUUCGGUACCUCCAACAAGGUUAAGAACCACUGUUGUAGAUAUAUGUUGAAAACUAUAUUAAGACAUGUUUGGAAGAGGAAAUUGCCAAAAAAAAAAAAAGGUGAUCACAUAGUAUGCAUUACACUAUCACACACAAACGACAAUACAAAUAACUUGCCCUUGAUUUCCACUGCUUUUCACUGAAAUGGUGGCACCUUAAUUAACCAGAAUGCUGCUAUAGAUGCAAAGGUUAGAGGUCAACAUAAAAAAUAUAGUUGCAAGGGUUUGUGAGGCUCCCAUGUUUGUUUAAAAGUUUGAAACCCUUUUUAUUUUUAACUACAAUCAGCAUACAUGGAAAGAUGUAUCUAUUUAACAAUUUAUCUAUUUUAGAAAAGAGCUUCUAAAUUUGUUGCUUUUUUUAUUUUUCCAUCACCCAAUUUUGUGAGCUGCCGAUGGAAGAUAAGGUAAAUGAACACACUAGCAUUUGCACUACUGGCUAAACGGAUACAAACGGUCAAUAAUCAAGGUGGGCAAUAUCUGCCAAGCCUAUUUUAGCAUGAUUUCAAAUUGGUUAAGAUUUGCUCAGUUCAGAUUAUGAGGUUCUUGCAAUCAAAUAUGUCGGAAAGACUUAGCACGGCUGUUUCGAUAAAAGGGUUUUUACGCUUUUUUUCCCCAAUUGGGCGUUUUUCUUGACUGAUUUGGCAUGGACACUAAAAGUUGUUCUCUCAUUACAACUCACCAUUCCAAUUUGUAAAUUCGGCAGACAAAUGUAGUUGGUUGAGACAAUUUUCAAAUAUAGCGAUGUGAACGUUUUAAAUGCCUAAGAAGCCUGAGGGGACUUAUUGAGGGUCUUAAACACCCCCAAGUAGAUUCUCAUUUCCCCUCAGUGUAUCAUACAUCAAACAUCUCAGCUUUUUUUAAUUGUGUAGCCAAACUGAAAGUCUGAGUCUUGCCAAGAAACCUGCACUCUUGAAAUUCCUGGUAUAAAAUUGGAAUGACCCAGGGGUUAUUUUACCGAACAAAUUGGUCUUUUUGUGCAAAACGUUCUGAAAAGCUUCUGUCCAAUUUUUUACCCUUUAACCCAGCAAUGUUAAGGGUGUAACCAUUCAAUAAUGGAAUGUGCUGGAGCGCCGGCACACAGUCUGGUAUGAGUCAGCAAAACAUAAAGACUUUCUGAAUGAUGUUACUAUUGACCUUGCAUAAUAUUCACAGUCGAAGCGCGGUUAUCCACUAGCCAGUGAAGCGCCUCUCUGCUUUCAACAGAGACUCUUAAGACACAAAGGUGGAUUUGUUUUCUUAUGGGAAAUUGAACUAAAUAUAUUCCUUAUGACAGUAAUCAGGAGACCGUGCAGCUAAAAAUGUUGUUUUAAGUAAAAAGACCAUGUCAGACUAAAGUAUAUUAAUGCACAAUUAGGAUGGAAAUGGCAGGAGAAUAGAAUAUUAUUGUGCUAUUUUGCCUAAAAUAAUAUCACAAUACAGUGAUGAUGUGAUAACCCACAUUUGUUGGGCUUACCGAGACAUUGAUGUUUGCUAAUGAUGUGAUGACUUUUAGAAACGGUGAGACGCACAAUAAGCAUAAUUGAAUUUAUCGAUACAAUUUUGACAGAAAUACACAAAUGGACUUGUCAUAUUAUUACAACAAAUCUGGUUUGUUCACAGUUUUUCAGGAGUGAGAUAAAACUCGCUUUUAUUUAUUUUUUUCUAAUACAUCACAGUUAGCAUCAUGUAAUAUUUAUUCAUGUGUGUAUGUCAUUUUCAACGUGCCAUACUUGGAGAACUUGCAGGAGUAGGCAGCAGGUUUUUUUUCUUUCAGGUUUAUUUAACUUUUUUUCCCCCAAAGGCAAAGAAAUGUAAUUUUCUGACCUAUUUUGACCUUCAGACAUCAGAUUAUGUUCCGCAAAAUGCCCCUACUUCACUCAUUAACGGACACCGUCAAAUUUAUCCAACUUGAUCCAAGGAUACCAACACGUCGUAGCUUCCAGUCUUGGCAGUUGUUUUUGAUUGUAACUAAAUGAAACGGGUGGCUAGUUGUACAGGAGACAGAAUGUUAAAAAAAACAAAAGAUGACUUUAUUGGUUGUUGACAGUAAAUAGAGACACUAGUCAUAUUAACAAUGAUUCAAUUAACGUGGGUGAGAUGGUUAAAUUGAGGUUAAGUCAGUUGGUUUCCUUUCGUAUUGGUGCUUUACCUUAGUCGAUAGUUUUCUUUGUUGUUGUUAGCAACACGAAACAGUUAAAUCUAAUGAGUUUUUUUUUUUCUAUGAACGCUCGUGCUUGUUUGUAUUUUUGUUUGUAUUUCCUUCGAGUGAACUCAUUUUAAAUGUCACCAUUAGCACAGUAGCUCAAAUUUUUUGUUUUGGUUAUACCAAAGUUGCAUAGUAGAGAAUACUUAAAUGUAUAUAUUUUUGUGCAAAAUAUUUCCAGCAUUUUAUGGACUUCAGUCAUUUCGGAAGAGAACUCCAUGUGACUGUGCCUUUUAACUAAUGCUUGUGCAGAUUCGAGUAAAAUUUGCUCUACUGUUGUUUAAAAAUAGAAAUGGACAAAAAGCUGUACACUCCCAUGAUUUCUUUUUUUUCUCAAGUUCAUUUAAAUGUGGAUUUGGGUUGGGUCUAUUUGUCUCUUUUGUUUAGAGUAAUUUACAGAAGAGUUAAAGGUUUUGCUGUUCAAACAAAAGCACAAGUUCUAUUUAAGAUACUUAAAAAACUGUCUAUUUUUGGCUUUAUUAUUUCUUUCCCAGACGAGGUGCAACAUCUACAUUAAGAAAGCUGCUGUUAUUAUUCAACUAUACACUUUCCUUUACCCUCAUUUAACUUUUUUUUUUCCUCACUAUCUGCUCGUAUAGUCAACCUAAUUUAUGCAAUAAAAUGUUUACUUUGGUUUGUGUCAUUCCAGAGUGGUUCUAUAGACUUCCCAGUCCAAGCACAAUGUGCAAAUGCUAACAUAAAUAGAUGUGUUUAUACUCCAAGUAAAACUUUGUGCUUCAAAACUAGUUUUAUUUUGUUCAACAAAUUUAGAAGGAAGGAAAAUAAAGGCAUUUUCUUGA